AUGGCCUCGGGCCCGGCAUUCCGGCCCCUGCUGCUACUGUCGCUACUGCUGUCUCCGUCUCCUGCCGCCUCGGCCUCAGAUCGACCCCGGGGCAGCGAUCCCGUCAACCCAGAGAAGCUGCUGGUGAUCACCGUGGCCACAGCCAAGACAGAGGGAUACCGGCGUUUCCUGCAGUCAGCGGAGUUUUUCAACUACACUGUGCGGACCCUGGGCCUGGGAGAGGAGUGGCGAGGGGGUGAUGUCGCCCGAACGGUGGGUGGAGGACAGAAAGUCAGGUGGCUCAAGAAAGAAAUGGAGAAAUACGCAGAGAGGGAAGAUAUGGUCAUCAUGUUUGUGGACAGCUAUGACGUGGUUCUGGCUGGCAGCCCUUCGGAGCUGCUGAAGAAGUUCGUCCAGAGUGGCAGCCGCCUGCUCUUCUCCGCAGAGAGCUUCUGCUGGCCCGAGUGGGGGUUAGCAGAGCAGUACCCUGAGGUGGGCACGGGGAAGCGCUUCCUCAACUCUGGUGGAUUCAUUGGCUUUGCCCCCACCAUCCACCAAAUCGUCCGCCAGUGGAAGUACAAAGAUGACGAUGACGAUCAGCUCUUCUACACUCGGCUCUACCUGGACCCAGGACUGAGGGAGAAACUCGGCCUUAGUCUGGAUCAUAAAUCGCGGAUCUUUCAGAACCUCAACGGGGCUUUAGAUGAGGUGGUUUUAAAGUUUGGUCGGAAUCGAGUGCGUAUCCGGAAUGUGGCCUACGACACGCUUCCUGUUGUAGUCCAUGGGAACGGCCCCACCAAGCUCCAGCUGAAUUACCUGGGAAACUACGUCCCCAACGGCUGGACUCCCGAAGGAGGCUGUGGCUUUUGUGACCAGGACCGGAGGCCACUCCCGGGGGGGCAGCCUCCCCCCCGGGUACUUCUGGCCGUGUUUGUGGAGCAACCUACCCCGUUCCUGCCCCGCUUCCUCCAGCGGCUGCUACUCCUGGAGUACCCCCCCGACAGGGUCAGCCUCUUCCUGCACAACAACGAGGUGUACCACGAGCCCCACAUCGAUGACUCCUGGCCCCAGCUCCAGGACCACUUCUCCACUGUGAAGCUGGUGGGGCCUGAGGAGGCCCUGACCCCAGGAGAGGCCAGGGACAUGGCCAUGGACAUCUGCCGGCAGGACCCCAAGUGUGAAUUCUACUUCAGCCUGGACGCCGACACUGUCCUCACCAACCCACAGACCCUGCGCAUCCUCAUUGAAGCAAACAGGAAGGUCAUAGCGCCCAUGCUGUCUCGCCACGGGAAGCUGUGGUCUAACUUCUGGGGAGCCCUGAGCCCCGACGAGUACUAUGCACGCUCGGAGGACUACGUGGAGCUGGUGCAGAGGAAGCGAGUGGGCGUGUGGAAUGUGCCCUACAUAUCCCAGGCCUACGUGAUCCGCGGGGAGACCCUGAGGACAGAGCUGCCCCAGCGGGAGGUAUUCUCGGGCAGUGAUGCCGACCCAGACAUGGCCUUCUGUAAGAGCCUUCGGGACAAGGGCAUCUUCCUCCACCUCAGCAAUCAGCACGAAUUUGGCCGCCUCCUGGCCACCUCCCGGUAUGACACGGACCACCUGCACCCUGACCUCUGGCAGAUCUUCGACAACCCCCUGGACUGGAAGGAGCAGUAUAUUCACGAGAACUACAGUCGGGCCCUGGAAGGGGAGGGGCUCGUGGAACAGCCUUGCCCAGACGUGUACUGGUUCCCUCUCUUGUCUGAGCAAAUGUGCGACGAGCUGGUGGAGGAAAUGGAACACUACGGCCAGUGGUCAGGAGGCCGGCAUGAGGACUCUAGGCUGGCUGGAGGCUACGAGAACGUGCCCACUGUGGACAUCCACAUGAAGCAGGUGGGCUACGAGGAUCAGUGGCUGCAGCUCCUGAGGACAUACGUGGGGCCCAUGACCGAGAGCCUGUUCCCCGGCUACCACACCAAGACCCGGGCGGUGAUGAACUUUGUGGUCCGCUACCGACCGGAUGAGCAGCCGUCUCUGCGGCCACAUCACGACUCAUCCACCUUCACCCUCAACGUCGCCCUCAACCACAAGGGCCUGGAUUAUGAGGGAGGUGGAUGCCGCUUCCUGCGUUACGACUGUGUGAUCUCGUCCCCUCGGAAGGGCUGGGGGCUCUUGCACCCGGGCCGUCUCACCCACUACCACGAGGGGCUGCCCACCACUCGGGGCACCCGCUACAUCAUGGUGUCCUUUGUCGACCCCUGA
Rangifer tarandus platyrhynchus (Svalbard reindeer) is the source of this 2220-nucleotide messenger RNA. Lineage: Eukaryota; Metazoa; Chordata; Mammalia; Artiodactyla; Cervidae. The record is from the annotation of a GenBank genome assembly.